GGCCCUUCACGAAACGGACCAAACGCUACGUUGUUCACGCGUGUUGCGCCGCGGUUUCUAUCCCGGUUUACUCUCUGGUGUUCUUGCAGUGGUUAUUGUUGCGUGAGUGUUUUACGAUUAACAUGGGAUAUUGAGUUGCCAGGUGUUGUACAUUCGCGAUGGUAUUGUACGUAAAUAUGUUACUCUUGUUGCUGGUGGUUGUGUGUUGCGGCCCCGUCAUGGGGGUAAACGAGAACUUCCUGAAGAUGUUCGAGAACCAACAAACUCCGGUCGAUCCUUGCUACAACGAGGACCGACCCAGAAGAUGCAUGCCGGACUUCGAGAACGCAGCCUUCGGGGUGCCAGUUAAGGCUUCAUCCACCUGCGGUCUACAUGCGCCCAUGCAGUACUGCGAAGCACCCGAACCCGGUGCCACUCCUCAGUGUCACAUUUGCGAUGAGAGACAGCCCAGAAGUAGAUUUCCUGCAACCCACUUAACCGAUUUGAACAACCCUAACAACGUCACCUGCUGGAGAUCCGAACCUCUUCCACCGGUCACUUCAAUUAACGCCCCCCCGGACAAUGUCACUCUUCUUCUGUCGCUCGGCAAGAAGUACGAACUUACUUACGUAAGUCUGUCGUUCUGUCCCUUCACCCCCAAACCCGACUCUAUAGCCAUCUACAAGAGCAUGGACUACGGCAAAACCUGGCAACCUUUCCAAUUUUACUCGAGCCAAUGCAGACGUGUGUACGGACGGCCCAAUCGAGCUACCAUUACCAAAACUAACGAGCAAGAAGCCCGUUGCACCGAUGCCCACAGAUACACGGGAGGCGAGAACAUGGGCUUCGGUCUGUCGCCCAGAAUCGCCUUCUCUACCCUCGAGGGUCGCCCCAGUGCCCUCGACUUCGACACCUCGCCAGUCCUACAGGACUGGGUCACCGCCACGGACAUAAAAGUCGUCUUCAACCGCCUCCACAUGCCGGUGGAGGACUUAUCCGACAACCUGGACCAGAUCCUCGUCGACGAGCACUACCACAGCAAGCACAUCGACGACAACCAGACCCGCGAACCCUCCGUCCAGCUCAUCAACGAGAUGCAGGCCCUCGACAACGAAGAGAAACCCAACACCAAGUCGGGCUCCAACGGCGAGGUGGUCGCAAACGGCGUCAUGGGCGGCUACCAUCAGGUGACGCAUCAAUACGCGGUGGCGGAUUUCGCGGUCGGCGGACGGUGCAAGUGCAACGGGCACGCCAGUCAAUGCGUCGCGGAUCGGGAUGGUAAGCUGGCCUGCGAGUGCAAACACAACACGGCCGGUCGCGACUGCGAGCGAUGCAAACCCUUCCAUUUCGACAGGCCUUGGGGCAGAGCCACCGCCAAGGACGCCAACGAAUGCAAAGCUUGCGAAUGCAACCAGCACGCCCGCAAAUGCAGAUUCAACAUGGAGCUGUACAAAUUGUCCGGCCGCGUGUCCGGCGGCGUGUGUCUGAAGUGCCGUCACUACACGGCCGGCCGCCACUGUCACUAUUGCCGCGAAGGCUACUACAGGGACCCCACCAAGCAAAUUACGCACCGCAAGGCCUGCAAACCGUGCGACUGCCAUCCGGUGGGAGCCUCGGGGAAGACCUGCAACCAGGCUACAGGACAAUGCCCUUGCAAGGACGGCGUCAUAGGCAUCACGUGUAAUCGCUGCGCCAAAGGAUACCAACAGAGCCGGUCGCAUAUUGCACCCUGCAUCAAAAUCCCGGUGGUGGUGCAGAUGAUGGCUACGGAGGAGGAAUCGGACGACUACACCGGAGAGGAUCCGGACUCCGCGUCGGGAGAUCAGUGCGGAAAGUGCAAAGCCGCCACCAGAAGACUAAACCUCAACAAAUAUUGCAAGAGAGAUUACGCAAUAAUGGGAAAAGUGUUGUCAAGACUGGAUGGCGAGGAAGAGGAGCACACAAAAGGAUGGGUCAGAUUCAUGAUACACGUCGACCUUAUAUACAAAAAGUCACCCGGUUCCAGGAUACGAAAGGGUCCCGUUUCAAUGUUGGUACCAGCAUCUGAUUUGGCCUGCAAGUGUCCGAAAAUCAAGACCGGCAAAUCGUACCUGUUCCUUGGUAGGGAGAAGGACGAUUCGCCCGGAGGUAUAAUCACAAACAGCCUGGGCGUAACCCAGAGAUCCAUUGUGAUCGAAUGGAAGGACGAGUGGGACCAGAGGAUGCGCAGGUUCCGUCGCAGAGCCCGCAAAUGCAAAUGAAAUGCCAAACAUCCCGAAACCGCCAACUUACAACACUAUUAAACACGUCAACGUCAUUUCGGUUCUAAAUUUUAAUUAAUCGCCAAACGGACGAACUGCCCAACAUCUUUCGAAUUGACAAUAAAUCCAACAGGACAUAUCAGUGAAAGGGGUUUUACUUUUUGCUUGUUUCCUUUGGCUUCUUUUCAGGCCAGUUUGUUUAAUUGAAGGCCUAAAUAGCACAAAAUACUAUAAUUGAUUGUGGAAUAAAUUUGUUGGGCAGUUCACCCGACAUAGCUUACAGUCUCACUGUGAUUUAUUUAUAUUAUUUCAGUAUUGUAAAAUCUCAUUUAGCUUGAGGCUCUUGUGACUUACCAUAUUUUAAUUACAUUAAAAAAAAUGCACUGUACCAAACGCAUUUAUAUAUGUUUUAGUUAAUAAUUGUAAUAUUUUAUAUUUUGUAAAUAUUUUUUAUUAAGAUAACGCUGAUGCAUUAGUGAGUAUAAUUUAUUUUGAAUGAUGAGUGUGAGAUUUCGAGGAUAGUCACGAUUUUAAUCAAAAUAUGCAUAAAUUUUAACAUUUUUGAAAAGCUCCUUAAAACAUUAACAACGUCGUAUCUCGUUGAUAUUUAUCUAUUGUUAAUUAUAUGAGAUUAGUCAAUCUAAAAUUAAAACCAGCCACAAAACUCUUUACCUAUAAUUUAUGCUUUAAUCGCCAGAUUUAAUUAAUUUACGCAAUAAUUCACCGCUUACAAACAGAAUAUUAAACGGACUGACUAAUCUAACUUGUUUGAAGUUAAGAUAUAAGAAUAAGCCAAAGCUUUCAUGGUUUAACUAUAACUUGCAAUAAAAAAGUCGACGGUUUAUUGCAUUUUACAAACAUGUAAAAUCGGAACAAUUACUUUAUUCUAGUUUGUCUUCCAAUUUUGUUUAAUCCUUUCGAACAAUAAAUAAAUUAUUUUGGUACUUAUUGGUGACCUUGCUUUAAAUUUCGAUUAUACAUGUUUGAUCAUAAAGUAUGAAUGGAUAAUGAAGAAGUUAAGAUUGUACAGUAUUAUAAAUUGUUUGCUAAUAUAAAUAUUCCAUAUUAAUUAUGUAUAAUCUAAGCAGCUAUAUUAAUGUAACAUUUAUACUAGUUCCUAGAGGCCAUAUUAAAAAUCUAAAUGUUUUUAAAAUGUUAUAAAUAAUCCUAGACUCUAGUGUUUGAUGUUGUCAACAUAUCAACUGUAUGUAACGUGUUUUUAGCAAUAUUCUACUAUGGAGAGGAAAUACUGAUUUGAACUCAUAAUUUUUAAAACCGUAUUUGUACUUUAUGCAUACACAUAAUUCAUGCAUGUCUAUUUAAAAAGGUUUAUUUUGAUUACGAACAUGAUUAUAUUGAACAGCAAUGUCGACUUCCAUAGAAUGAAAAUUAGUCACAUUUACUUGCAACAUCAUCAAUAAUUUGUAAAUUCUUUGUGUACCUAAUAAAUUUAUUGUAAUAAAUGUAUUAUG
Molecule: messenger RNA, 3691 nt
Organism: Aethina tumida (small hive beetle)
Lineage: Eukaryota; Metazoa; Arthropoda; Insecta; Coleoptera; Nitidulidae
Product: netrin-1
Exons: 7
Coding region: 159-2219 (686 amino acids)
Molecular function (GO): protein binding
Source: RefSeq, a predicted model, not a curated record